Messenger RNA from Suillus subalutaceus, 663 nucleotides. RefSeq lists its product as uncharacterized. The coding region runs from base 1 to 663 and encodes 220 amino acids. The transcript is spliced from 4 exons. The record is from RefSeq and is a predicted model, not a curated record. Lineage: Eukaryota; Fungi; Basidiomycota; Agaricomycetes; Boletales; Suillaceae.
AUGUCCCACCUACAGCAGAAUAGCGGUCACAGACGUUUUCCCUAUGCCAUGUAUAACCACACGUUGGGCAUACACCAAGUUGUGCAUCCCCACCAAUUAAGCAGACAGACGUUGUUUGAUAUGCCCAUCUCUUCAGCUUCGAAUCCUUCCACCCAGUCUUCUGGUAGUACCUCUAACAGUGUGGAGAUGUUUGUCCCGAUGAACAUUCCGCAGUAUAACAGAGACGGCUCUUCGAUUGUUAUGUUCCAGGCGAAUGCAGAAAGGAAUAGUCUGAGCAUUUCUUUGGAGGAGUGUCUUCAGCCUGGCGGUGGACUACAUUUGAAAGACGCCCAAGAAAUUAUGUUCCCGACAGUCGACCGUACUCAGGUCCAGACUUUCAAGCUCGUUAUAGCUUGGCCCGGAUACGACACAGUGGAGUACCCUAUCAAUAUCGGGACCAAUGAAGCGCCCAUCACAAGGGCUGAUCUCGCGCGUCAAAUUGCAUAUCACUUUUUCGGGUUUUUCAGCCAAUGCGAUAACGGUCGUUUCACUCAGAGGUCACUUUUCGAGUGGAAAGUGGGAGGCCAAGACGGGUAUUCGUUCCAUCAGAUCUACCUUUCGACAUUCUGGAAUAUCGAAGGCACCUCUUGGAGUGCCUCCAUCAGAGUCCUGAAAAAUGCCUGA